AUGGGUGUAUUCGAAGCUUUAUUCUUGUUGUUUGCGUCUCAGGCGUUGGCCGCGCCUGUCGAUAGCCAAGAGGGCACAAAGAAUGCCGCCGGCCAGAAUGGCAUCCUGCACCUACCUUUGGUCCCUAUCGCAAGAGAAGUCGAUGCCAGAGAUAUUGCGAAGCGUGAAAUCUCAACUCCUGUUGACUAUUUCAAAUAUGAAGGACCUAAACCAGCCACGUCUGUGGGCAUCGUUUUGGAGAUCGGGCAACCGCCGCAAAAGGUCAUCGCCCUCUCUUCUUUCAGCUUCAUGGUUCGAGUCCCAUCGUCUUGUUUUGCUUCUCUUUCGGUUGAAGAUUCGUCUGCCGGCACAAUGGCUCCCGGAAGCGCAAUUGGUAUAAGCUACCAAGACCAGAUCAAGAGCAACUGCCGCAUGUAUCUCGGCCGUGAUGCCAAAAUACACAUCAUCACGGCUUUGGACGCAGAACACUCGCCUCCCUGGGCAGGCUACCUGGUGCAAGACGACGCCCGAGGCCAAGUCUGUGUGCUCUCCGCCGAGGGAAACACGGUACAAGAGGUGUUUACCAAGAUGCACAGCGCAUCCGCUCGCGCCGUGCAGCGCUACAUCAAGGCCAAUGGGUUCCAGGCCGCCGAGGGGGGGCUCGAGAAGAAGGCCAAGAGUCGGAGGGGGAGAGCCUCCCCAACUUAUGAAGACUACCUGGAUUCGUCUUCUGAUGGCGAGGACGACGGCAACGUGUCCGACGCCUCGACGAGGUCAACGCGGAGCAGCAUCGUCUCUUCCAAGUCUACCGGUCCGGUUCUCACGCCGCCCACCACGACGGGCUCGACGACGGCAUCGCCAGAGCGCUUCGCCGCCAGCGCAAGCUCUGUUCACGUCAUGAAUCCGGUGCCACCGCCCCCUGCUGUCCCGGUGCUGCCACCCCCGGGCUGGCCCAAUCGAUGCAACAUGGCGAUGCAUGGUCCUCUUCCUCCUCCUCCGCCGCCGCCACCUGCUGCGGCUCGAGUGUUCCAGCCUGCAUCCAUGGUACCGCCGCCGCUUUCGUACCUAGCCACGUACCCCGUGAUCCUGACGUUCAAGUCCAAGGUCUAUGGCGAGCUGAUGGUUCUGGAUAGGUGUAGCCUGGACUACGUCUUCAUCGUGACGCGGGCCUGCGAGAUCCUUCUCGACCGGUUCCAUGAGUUCUCCAGGGCCCCCGCCGUCCUGCCUUCCAGGCUGCAGAUUCGACAGAUGCGCCGCGAGAUUGAGAGCGUUACCGUCAAUGGGGAGAAGUAUGUCCUUGGCGGCAGGCAUUUCGAUUUGUCGGCGUUGCCAUUGGGCCCGGCACCCAAGGGUCUGAAGAUUGUGCUUUCGGUGCACGACGCUGGGAGUUGA
Metarhizium acridum CQMa 102 is the source of this 1371-nucleotide messenger RNA. Lineage: Eukaryota; Fungi; Ascomycota; Sordariomycetes; Hypocreales; Clavicipitaceae. The record is from RefSeq and is a predicted model, not a curated record.